ACUUCUAGACCAGUGCUUUUCAAACUUUUUGUUGGAGCGGAACCCCAAGGAAAUAUUCCACUGGCUCGAGGAACCCCUGUGUAAUAAUUUAAUAGUCUUAUGCACACAUAUCUGCACAGGAGAAUUAAAAAUUACUGCCGAUUUUAGCAGUUUUGUAACUUCUUGUGGAACCCCUGCACUGUGCUGGUGGAACCCUAAAGUUCCGCGGAACCUUGGUUGAAAACCACUGUUCUAGACUUUAAUAAACAAAUUUGCUUUAAACCUUUAAAAGAAACUUUUGUUCAGAACGUAUAUGAAAGCAACUUGUUUAAUUUUUUACAAGCAAUUUGUUUAAAAGUUUUAGAAGCAAUUAUUUGAAUUUGAGCCCUUUUCUUUUUUAUCAGCGAACUGCUUUUAAAGAUCUACCCUUAGGAACAAACCUUUUCAUGCAAUUAAGAGAGAUAGAACACGCCAACUUCUAAAAGUUCCCGAAGUAAUUUGAAACUGUCACAACAUCAGAACCAGCUUCUUAAUUAAGCUGUCAGGAUAAAUAGGACAAUUACAGAACAAACAUUGAUAUCGCACAAGCAAACUUCUUUGGUAAAUCACAUUGAUAUAUUUAUCUUCAGAAGGAAAAUUUUUUCCUUAACAUUUACUCCAAAACUUUUCACAAUAAUUUCAUAGUGAUAAUAGAUUUUUUUAAGGUAGUAAAAAAAUAAUUUUUUAAUUUCUAAAAGAAAAAACAAACUGUUAAAAUUUGGAACGAAAUAUUAAUCAGAAAAAAAUUUCAGUGAUUCUGACCAAAUUAUAUUUAAGCAGUUGCUAAAACGUUUGUUUACUACAAUCAAGGAAGAUGGUUAGUGCGGAAAGCAAAAAAACAAAGCCCUCAACCGGUUCUUCCUUCUAUUUAUCAGUAUGGUGCAGCUUCAUCCUGUUACUUUUAAGGAGUGAAACUUGCUAUGGUAAUGUGAAGUCGCUUGAAGACUCUGGUUUCCAGAAACUGAAUGGCCAACAACAAAUUAUCCAAACUCGAGGCAUAAAUUUUUUUGGCAAGACUUACAGUUUUGUAAAGGUCUCAAGAAAUGGAUUCGUUAGAUUUACGGAAAGUUCUGAAGAAACGGCAAACAGUAUUGACAAUCUCAAGCCUCAAAUUCUUCCUCUGACUCAUUCAGUUCCAUUUGUAGCAGCUUUCUGGACAGAUCCUGAUGAGACAACCAACGGAACCGUUUGGUUUAAGCAGGAGACAAACGCAACAGAAAUGGCAAGCUUGGAGAAGUUGAUCAGUUCUUCUUUUCCUUCAUAUCAGCAACGGAAGGCCAAAUAUGCUUUUGAUGUAACAUGGGAACAAAUGGCUUCCACCAGUCACUCUGGCAACAAUUCACAGCUGACGAAUACAUUCAAAAUUAUCUUGCUAACAAUGGAGGACAGAGAAUAUCUCAUUUUCUACUACGUCAAUCUGACAUGGGGUGAUUGGAAACAGAUGCCUGAGCUCAACAGGAGUUCCUCUGCAGUGGUUGGCUACGAUGGCGGUAACAAGAACAACUACAUAAUGUUAUCUGGACCGGGACCAAACGAUAUUGUCGCCGGAUCAAACAUCAACAUUUCCAGUGUGUGGAUCAUCAGGAUUGACCUGCCUCCUUGUACCCAGAAAAGUAUGACAGUCUUUAUACUGGUGACAGCCAUACUGUCUUUGUUGAUUGGCAUCGUUAUCGGCGUACUCUGUACUUGUUACUGCUUAAGGAAAAUGAAGAAAGAAGAUGAAGACAACCUGCCUCUGGACAACAAUGCAGAACCGCCUGCAACCAAUAAAAGCACAGAACAACUCUCCAUAUUGCCGCCAUCCAACCCUAACACACCAGUAGUUCCUUCUUAUGCAGCGAAUUUAAAUGUAGACACCCAUGUGGACAAACCACCACCAAGAAAGAUAAGAGUCAUCAAGAAAAACCCACCGGCUCCGGCUCCUUGAUUGUAAAGAAAAGUUUGUUUUUAACAUGGAAAAUUUGAAGAAUUUUCAAGUAAUCUAAUGCCUUCAGCAUUCCUUGUAGAGAAUGCAAACACCAAGA
Octopus sinensis (East Asian common octopus) is the source of this 2042-nucleotide messenger RNA. RefSeq names its product alpha-tectorin. Bases 833 to 1945 code for a protein of 370 amino acids. Lineage: Eukaryota; Metazoa; Mollusca; Cephalopoda; Octopoda; Octopodidae. The record is from RefSeq and is a predicted model, not a curated record. The transcript is spliced from 6 exons. Gene Ontology annotation, biological process: cell-matrix adhesion.